Molecule: messenger RNA, 4921 nt
Organism: Chrysemys picta bellii (western painted turtle)
Lineage: Eukaryota; Metazoa; Chordata; Testudines; Emydidae
Gene: SLC44A3
Product: solute carrier family 44 member 3
Biological process (GO): transmembrane transport
Molecular function (GO): transmembrane transporter activity
Source: RefSeq, a predicted model, not a curated record
ACAAUGCAAACCCUUAGGCGACUGUGUGCAAGUGUGAAGCUUGUACCCCAGCGGGGAGAAAGCUCUGCCCACAGAUGGCACCUUUCCGGCCCACGCUCGGGCUGCCACCUGCGCAGCUACCUGAACGGGGGACACGCUCCCCGCUUUGGCUCCCCGGGGGCAGGUGUGCGCGCCAGGCGGGGGUGCCACUUGCCCCGGGGCUGGGAGCCGAGCAGCGGCCCUUGCAGGAGGUGAGGCGAGCAGGGGUCCGCCCCGCGCUGGGCUGGAAGCAGGGAGGAGGGGCCGUGCCUCUGCACCGCAUCGCCGCCGCGGGAGCCCCAGGCACGGCGCCGCAGCUGGACGCCUGGCAGGCAGGUUGCUCUGAGCGCGGCCCUGCACUUCCUGCACCGCUCCAGGCGGGACCCAGCGCGCGGAGCCCCCUCCCGGCUCGGCAUGGCGUGCUGCUGGGGCGAGUACCAGGUUUCUGUAGAUGGGAUUUCUGGACAAAGAGAAUGGAGACCUCUAAUUUAUAGAAAAUGCACAGAUGUACUCUGGUUGAUUUUAUUCUUUCUUUUUUGGGCUGGUUUGAUGUUUAUAACUGGCUAUGCGGUAACAGCUGGAGCUGCAGAAAGACUUGUAUUUGGGUAUGACAGCUAUGGGAAUAUAUGUGGUAGGAAGAACACUUAUAUUCAAGGUGCACCUCUUUCUGGACAGGAUAUGACAAAUAAAAAACAUGUGUUCUUUUUGAAUUCGUGCAGUCUGGAAAUUAAAAACCUUAAAAUCAAUUCAAUCGCCUUGUGUGUAUCUAGCUGUCCUCAAGAGCAACUUAACUCUCUGGAAGACAUCCAGCAUUUUGCAAAGAACAAUGGUUCUUGCCUUUGUAUGUAUAACUUGAACAUUUCCAGUUACACGCUAAAUCCAAAGGCGGCUGAGUUGUGUCCCACUCUGCCAGUUCCACCAAGCAAAUCCUUCCCAUUGUUUAAUCGAUGUGUUCCACAAAACCCUGAGUGCUAUUCGCAGUUUGCAUCCAUCUUGAUAAAUGUGGUUAACGAAGUUGAUGUUUUUCAUCGUAUUCUGAGUGGAAUAAUGGCUGGAAGAGAUACUGUAAUAGGACUGAGUGUCCUUGCACUAGCCUUCUCUUUAAUAAUGGUUUUAACCUUCAGAUUCAUCACCACACUUCUGGUCCAUAUUUUCAUUACACUAGUUGUGUUUGGAUUAUUAUUUGUCUCCAGUGUUCUGUGGUGGCUCUACUAUGACUACACUAACGACCCAAGCAUAGAACUGGAAACUGAAAAAGAAAAUGUAAAAUUUUUACUUGGAUUUGCUAUCAUAUCUACCAUGAUUACGAUGGUUCUACUUUCCCUCAUAUUUGUACUAAGGAAGAGGAUUCAGCUGACUGUACAGCUCUUUUGGGUUGCUAAUAAAUUAAUUAGCAGGGUCCCUUCCCUACUGUUCCAGCCACUAUGGACCUUUGUGAUUCUCAUUUUCUUCUGGGUGUUCUGGGUUGCUGUGCUACUUAGCUUAGGAACUGCAGGUAGUGCACAAGUCAUUUCAGGAGGACAAGUAGAAUAUAAAAUUCUGUCUGGCAUUCGCUACAUGUGGUGGUACCAUUUAGUCGGCCUUAUCUGGACUAGUGAAUUCAUCCUGGCUUGUCAGCAAAUGACUAUCGCUGGAGCAGUGGUGACUAGCUAUUUCAACCGACAUAAGAGUAGCUCGCCACGACACCUGAUCCUGUCUUCCAUAUCAGUUCUUUUUUGCUAUCAUCAAGGAACAGUUGUAAAAGGGUCGUUUUUAAUCACAAUAGUGAGAAUUCCAAGAAUUAUUCUUAUGUACCUUUAUGAUGCCCUAAAAGAAAAGGAGAGUGCAUGUGCAAGAUGCAUGUUCAAAUGCUGUUUCUGCUGCUUUUGGUGUCUAGAAAGGUGCCUAAGAUACUUUAACCAGCAUGUAUACACCACAACGGCCAUCAAUGGGACAAAUUUUUGUACCUCAGCAAAGGAUGCUCUCUUUAUUUUAGCAAAGAAUUCUGCUAAUAUAGCAUUCAUUAAUUGUUUUGGAGACUUCAUCAUUUUUCUAGGAAAAGUGUUUGUUGUAUGUUUCACAGUCUUUGGAGGGUUAAUGGCAUUUAACUACCAUCGUGAGUUCCACGUAUGGGUAGUUCCUCUGUUGCUAGUUGCACUUUUUGCCUGCUUGGUAGCCCACAGCUUUUUGUCGGUUUUCGAAGUGAUCAUGGAUGCCCUGUUCUUUUGUUUUGCUAUUGAUAUGGAAACAAAUGAUGGAUCUCCAGAGAGGCCAUACUUCAUGGAUCAAGAAUUACUGAGUUUUGUGAAUCACAGCACCAGGCUAACAGAGUGGGAGAAAAACAGAAAGCAAAAGACCCCCCAAAACAAUGAAGAUGGUACAGAACUACAGCCUAUGGUGAGACGGGAACAAAGACGAUGUGAUGAGGACAUCAAAUAAGAUGUUGUCUCCCAGGUGUACUACAAGAAUGGGGAUAGACUGUAAAUAUUUAUUUCCUACUUUAUGAUUUCUUGCAGCAGCCAAAUUUUUGAGCCCCAGGGGUUUCAUCCCUUCAUACUAAUCAUUGUUACUGACACUGGAAGCUCAGGGCCAGAUUGUGGCCAUGAAUGGCCAGCAGUGAACUCUGCUGGUAUAAAGCAGGCAGAGCUGGCUUUUGUGCCAACCACCCAUCCCAUCCCCAGCAUAGAGAGGGAUGAAGAGGCGCAGAGAGAGCAUGUGGCAGGAUUCCUCACAGCCACAUUGAUCCUCCAUUGGCAUAAAGGCUCAAAAGGUCUUAAGUGUAAAUUACUGUAGUGCUAGGUUGUUCUAAUUCACACUGGGACUGGUAUAGAUUUCCUGCUCCCAUGCACUGAGCAGUGCUCAGAUGUGGUGGAGAAUCUGGCACAUGUUUUAAGCUGAUAUUUUUGUUUGAUUGUGCUUUACACUGUUUAAAAAUUAUGAGGUGAAAAAAGGGAGAUGCCCCCUCAAGAUGCAGUUUCAGACUUAAAGACUAAGGGUGUGUCUUCAAGAACAAUUAACUCAAGUUAUAAUUUCAGUGUUACCCCUAGACUCCCAUCCACACUCACAAAUAUCUAGCUUGAGUUAGGCCAUGUCUGCACUACAUAGUUUUGUCAACAUAAAGCAGCUUAUGUUGACCUAACUAGAGGUGUACACACUGCAAUGCUCCUCUGGCUGCUUUAACUCGCCUGCUACGCUGACAUAAUAAAACCACCUUGAUGAGAAGAAUAGAGCUUAGGGCAACGUAGUUAGAGUGACGCAGUGUCAGUGUAAACACUGCGUUGCUUACAUCGCCCUAAGUGGCCUCCAGGAGGUAUCCCACAAUGCCCACCGUGACAGUUCUGGUUACCAUUUUGAAUUCCCCUGCCCUGCAGCCUGGUAUACAAGUGAACACCCCUCACCUGUUAAAGCCCGGGGAAGUUUUGAACUUGCUCUUCCUGUUUGCUCAGGGUGGAGAUCUCACGUAGCAACUGCCCAGCUGAGCAUGCUGGCUCCACGCAGUAUCCUGCCUUGAGUACCCGGGAAGUGGUGGAUCUCCUGGAUCUGUGGGGAUAGGAGGCUGUGCAGGUGCAGCUCCGCUCCAGCCUCAGAAUGCUUGAGGCAUGGAGGAGAAGGGCUACGAUAGGGACGUACAGUAGUUCAGAGAGUUGCGGCAGGCAUAGCAGAAGGCAAGGGGAGGCAAAUAGUCACCUCUGAUGCGGAGCCGCAGACAUGCCGCUUCUACAAGGAGGAUGCUGGGGUCAGGGUGUUGGUGAAUAGCUCCCCCCCUUGAGCUCCUCUUAUAGCCUUGUGUUUAUAAUGCCAGUACAAUACUGAAGAGCAGUAGAGGAUCCAUGUUUUCUGCCACACAUGGCUGGCUCACAGGUGACCAGGGCAGUUGAAAAGCAGCUGAAAACCUAGUAGGAUGCCCAUGGAAUGAUGGGAUUGAGAAACAUGCAUCAUGUGACAUUGAACCUGCCCCCAUGAGGCAUUGCAAACCCUUUCCAAAACACCCUGUGGCCAGAUGCACAGUGGGAUAGCUACCCACAGUGCACUGCUCUCUGUGUCAAUGCAAGAGCUGCUACUGUGGAUAUACUCCACCCACACAAGGAGCAUAGUGUGGACAUGCAACAGCUGUUUAAUUACAGCGACUUAAUUUUGUGGUGUAGACAUUAGCCUUAAAUGGUGUUUUAUGCUCAAGCCUGUUUGGGCCAGGGAGGGAUGGGAUAGUUUGAACCUCAAGUGAUGCUGAAGCUCAAGCUUCUAAUGCUGUGGGGAUGUAACAGCUUGAGUUACAAGUCUUUAGCAGCUAAUCCAAUCACUCUGUUAACCCAAUUACUCUGUACUGCUAAUCAAAUCACUCUGUGUAACUCCAUUGUUUUUUGGUAGUGUGAUUGCUUUCACUUGAGGUAGGCUAGCUCAGAUGCAGUUUUUUGAGUGUACAAACUCAAGUUAUGUUGCUGUGAAGACGACAAGCUCUCAGAGAAAAAGGUUGCCAGUUGACUUUAAAGGAGCUAUGACAAUUUACAUCAGCUGAGAAUCUGACUCAGUGUGUUUAGAACUCAGCAUGAUUGUCAUCCAGGCUCAAAAUAUAAUUCUCAGUAAAGCCCAGGGUUGGCUGAUAAAUGGUCUGCAGCAGCAGCCAUUCCACGUCCUGCUAAAUUGUGUCAUGCACAAAAAUGAAGUCGGUAUUGUUGCCCCUUUUUGCCCCAAGUGGCUAGUCAAAGUUUGGGAGCUGGUGAGUGUUCAGGUGGGAGUACAAAUUGGUGAAAGUCAAGUGUUUCUUUGAUGCAAUUUUGGUUAUUUACAACGAAUGUACAAAGUUCGGUCUUUCUGAACACGUAGGCAAUCAAAUAGCAGGAAACAGCUUCUUUUGCUAACAGCACUAACAGCAGUCUUUUCAGUCUGCACCCCAGUGGCGGAUUAAUAAUUUUGCCGCCCCUAGGCC